UGUACAGAAAUCAGUGAAGAGUUAGGGAGGGCGAUCAGCAACGGGAAAUGACAAUUGACCGCCCGCAUCAUCAUUGUCCCCUCGUCUUGUGAUUUCUCUGGCUCCUGCCCCCUACUAACUCUACCAAAGAUGGACAACACAGACACAAGACAGUCGCCAGAACCCCAGGUUCCUAGUGAAUCCAAAGAUGAAACGCCACCCAGCACCAAAGAUGAUGUAGCCUCCCUGGCUGACCGGCUUUCCCUGCACAGCAUUCCCAGUAUAGACCGCAGUGAUGGUGCUGCUAGUCCUGAGGCUUCUGCAAAUGUGCCCAACCUAGCACAUACUCCUCCAAACUCUCCUAAGACACCCAUCCUCACCCACACUCCUCCGCCACAACCCGCUACCAACCCAUCCUCCCGUCCACCAUCCACCUCAUCUGCCAAGCCCUCAAUAGAAGCUAUGGGUUCCAGUCAGAGUCAGAGUGAACCUCCGUCCCCAGGGCUAUCAAGUCAACACUCCGGUCAGGAUGACUCCCAUGACACAGAUGAGCCUCCUCCUCCUCCUGCACCUCCUCCACCCAGCUCUGAUGCCACCCUACAUGUUGCUUAUGGCAGCAGUCCCCCAUCGGUCUCUGGGAUAUAUAGUGGUAUAGGAGGGAUCUACAGUGGCAGUCACCCAUCGUCAGGCAUCUAUAGUGGCUCUGCCUCUCUUGGGAGUAUAUAUGGGAGCACUGGACCACCACCUGUUCCUCCACCGCCUCAUGAGGAAAGUGGGGCUGUUGGGGGAAUCCACCACCGCAGAGAACACUCCCUCAAUUCUAUUCACUCCCUACAUUCUGUCAAUUCGUUCAAGGAGUUCUAUGAUAAAUCAACACUCAACCAGUUUAUCUGCACAUCUCCCAAACUUUCUAAUAGGGAGAUGGAGAUGAAUCGAAUGUCUGGAUUAUAUGGAAGCAUAGCCAGCACGGCCGAUUAUGCUGGCUUGACAGAGAUGUUUACCGACCCAGUAGAGGAAGAGGUUUGGGGUUCAGUACAGUGUAGUGGUUUUACAUCUGUCAGCAGACAGUGCAUGGUGGCUGGAGUGGUAGACCUUGCAUGAAAAUUGAGGUUUGCAAUUUAUUUAGAGUUUCUGAAUUUCCCCCCACACCUAAUGGAGAUACAGCACAGUAUAGUAUUUUACUUUACCAAUGUUCAUAGUUUUUUUACUGUACUAUAUAUGAUUUAGCUGCAAACGAAUACCUGUAUAUGUUUUUUAUAUACCCUGUACCUGUACUGUAUUGUAGAAUAUAGUGUUUUGACCCAACUCUGCCAUCCUUCAUAGCUGAAUUUUGAAUUACAAUUAGAUUUUAACAUUUGUCUAUUGCCAAAUUGUUUAAAUAACAAAAACAAGAUAAAAUAAAUAAAAGUUAAUACUGUAGGUACAUAGAGAAGUUGAGAUAAGUGUGUGGUGAAAUGGGAGCGAUAUUGUGGUUUGUGUGGUGAAUUAUAAACUUUCAGUGUAGUAAGGCAUAUAUAAUAAGUAGAAUUUAGUUUCAGAAAUUACGUAAAAAAACCACUUCAUCUUGUCCAAACAUUGCACAAAUAAGGAUAAGUAAAAGUAUUCUGGUCUUGUAAAUGAGCUGAGUAUAGACUAUGUCCUGUAUGCACUCCAACAGACAACACAAACCAACCUAACUGGGGUUUGGUAGGUUCAUUUGUCUGUCAUAAUAAAGGGUUUAUACUCGCCUUAUUUAUGGGACCUUGGCACUUUUAAGAGUCAGGAGAGGAAUCUGAGGACAUACUUGACAGUAUUGUUUUUAAUUGUGGUCAUGUACUGUUAUUUUGACUGCUCAUUUACAUUAGAAGUGAACAAGGGCUAGUUACAGUACUUAAGUCUUUUAACUGAGUGAAUUAUAGCUCCUGUAUCUAUAUAACAAACAAAUGUUAUCUAAAACUAUAGUAAGAUUUUCAUACCUCUUUAUAAUUCUA
Messenger RNA from Homarus americanus (American lobster), 1949 nucleotides. RefSeq names its product leucine-rich repeat extensin-like protein 5. Bases 130 to 1080 code for a protein of 316 amino acids. The record is from RefSeq and is a predicted model, not a curated record. Lineage: Eukaryota; Metazoa; Arthropoda; Malacostraca; Decapoda; Nephropidae. The transcript has 4 exons.